Messenger RNA from Moneuplotes crassus, 1777 nucleotides. NCBI's taxonomy places the organism in Eukaryota, Ciliophora, Spirotrichea, Euplotida, Euplotidae. The record is from the annotation of a GenBank genome assembly.
UAAAAAUGUACAUUCAUCCGUUUACUUCUCCAAAGGUGGCUGCAACCCCUUUAUCAAACCUAGCUCCCCUCAGCUCUAAUGCUAGAGGCAGUCUUCUGCAACCCAGCAGAAGGAUUUCUAGAAGAAGCGGCACAGAUACUCGACAUCGUGCUUGGAAAACAGGGUCGAGAACUUGCCAUAGAGGAGUAGAAGUCUGCAAAUCUCGGGCAAAUCAAAGAAAGUAUCAUCCCACUAGCAAUUUUAAUGACCGUUCACCUAUGCAAAUGCCUGAAAUAGGAACAGGAAAUGUAAUACCUUCUACUCAUAAGCAAGCAUGUUCAAAAAGAAUUCUGAGAGAUAGCUUUACAAGUGAGUUAGAAUCAAGAGUUCUGACUCCUAGUUUGAAGAAUCAUGAGAUCGCAAAAAUUAGAGAUGAAAACAAUCAGAGAUUUAGCAAUUUGAUGAGAGCAAUUCAAGAACCUAUUUCAUACGAAGGACCGAAGUAUAGAUCAAAGAAUCAUGCCAAAAUUGACAUCCCAGAUAGUCUUAAAUGGGAAUUUGAUGAUAAGGGACAGCAAGCUCUAGAAGAAUUGCAACAGUUCUUUGAGAGAGAUAGUGCAUGAAGUGACGAAGAAAAUAAUAAAGAAAAAGAAGAAGAAUCAAUAAAAUUUAGCAUUACUAAGAUGGGGUUUGACAAGCCAAUUAAGCAAGAGACGAAUAGCAAAACUUCUCCUAUUAAAUUUCAACUUUCUGAUUUUCAAAUUUUGCACACCCUUGGCAAGGGCACAUCAGGAAUAGUUAAACUAGCUAAGCAUAAGAAAAAGAAUUGUAAAGUUGUUUUCAAAAUAUAUGAAAAAUACAAACUAAUCGAAAGUCAGUUAAAAUAAAGCAUUGUUUAAGGAGAUAGAAUUGCUAAAAUCUGUAUCUCACCCCAACCUCAUCAAGCUCUAUGAUGUACUAGAAGAUGAAAAACAUAUAUAUCUUAUAAUGGAAUACAUUAGUGGUGGCUCUCUUCAACAGCAAAUGAGAGCAAGGUCAAAGAAAAUAACUGAGGCCGAAGCUAAGAAAAUAUUCAUGCAACUUUCGAGCGCAAUAAAAUAUCUUCACUCAAAUAAUAUCUAUCACAGAGACAUAAAGUUAGACAAUAUUCUUCUUGACUUCAAGAAGAAUAUUAAAAUUAUCGAUUUUGGCUUUAGCAUUAACUGUAAACCUUCAAAUAAGCUAAAGGUAUUUUGAGGAACCCCAUGAUAUAUGGCUCCAGAGAUUAUCAGUAAGAAGCCAUAUCAUGGUGGACCAAUAGAUAUAUGGGCUCUUGGAAUAAUCCUUUACACUUUACUUAUUGGAAAUUUCCCCUUCCAAGGAAGUUGAGAGUCAGAGCUAUACUCAAAGAUUAAACGAGGUGUGUUUAAUAUCCCUGAUACGAUAUCUUUCACAAUACGGAAACUAAUCAGAAAGAUGCUAACACUUGAUCCUACCAAAAGACCCACAGCUAUAGAACUCUACAACGACGACUGGAUCAGAGGCGAUUCCAAACACCUCAAAAAGAUGACUUUAAAAAUGAUAAACGACCAAUACUCCCAAAACCCUCUUGCCAAAAUCCUGCAAAAAUCCACCCCAAAAUCCCUUCUAUUCCAAACCCAGCACUUCCGGUCCUCAGCCAGGUCAUCCUUCUCCCAAUCCAAAGUCCCCUCCAACCCCGCUUCCUCUCCCAACCCCAAAAGCAUGGGCAGCACGUACAAACAGAUGUCUUCAAAUCUGUUCAAUUAGUCAAUACAGUUCAGCCACAGUGGAUUUUGAG